Messenger RNA from Trichoderma gamsii, 783 nucleotides. RefSeq lists its product as hypothetical. Gene Ontology annotation, cellular component: cytoplasm. The record is from RefSeq and is a predicted model, not a curated record. The coding region runs from base 1 to 783 and encodes 260 amino acids. The transcript is spliced from 2 exons. Lineage: Eukaryota; Fungi; Ascomycota; Sordariomycetes; Hypocreales; Hypocreaceae.
AUGACAGCUCCCACCUCCCUCAUAAUCGUCUGCUGCCACGGUAUCUGGAAGGGCGGCCCUUCUAAAGGCGCUGAUGAAAAUGAGUGGCUCAUUGCCGAUUUUCAGCGCGGCGAGACAAGCACUUUUAUCGAGCACAUUAAACUAGGAGUGAAGCUUCUCGCCGAGAGCUACGAUGACAGUGUGCUUGCUUUUUCAGGCGGCCCAACUCGCAGAGAAACACCUCUAAGUGAAGCCCAGAGCUACAGCAACCUCGCCGCAGCGCACAACUUCUUCGACCACGUUUUCAUCAACAAGCCCAAUUCAAAGCCACAAACAGUUUCCGAAGUCACUUCAUCAAAAAUACUCAUUGAAGACCGUGCAUUAGACUCAUACUACAACGUGCUCUUUAGCUUCAGUCUCUUCUUCACGCACUUCAAAGCCUGGCCCCAAUCUUUAACCAUUGUCUCUCACGAAUUCAAGAGGCCCCGCUUCAUAGAUGGCCACUGCGCUGCCAUUGGAUUUCCGCUUGAGAGGACACGAUUCCUGGGCAUCGAUCCGCCUGGUAUGAUUAAUGGCGAGAACGAAGUUGCGUUGAAAGGCGUAGGACAGGCGGUGGAUGAGUGGACGGCUGAUCCUCACGGACGGGGAGAGAAGUUGGCUGGAAAGAGGGCGAGGAGGAAUCCGUGGGCGGUAUGGCAAGGGGUUUUUGGAAAGGAUGUGGAUGGAUUUAGUAGAGGGGGCUUGAUUACGAGAGGGGAGGGUGAGAUGGAGACGUUGGUCGACGAUGCGCCGCGGCCAUGGUGA